AUGCGACGUGACGUGCAAGAAAUAGUGAAAAUGACACCGCAGGAGAAGCAAGUGAUGAUGUUCAGCGCUACUUUGCCGAAGGAUUUGCGAGUGGUGUGCAAGAAGUUCAUGCAAGAUGUAAGAUUUUCUGGUGCACAAGCAACAGCUCCUCUCACAUUUGUACUGGAACGCCAGCUGCUGAUGGCUGCUGCUGCUGCUGCUGCUAAACUGCUGCCGCUGCUGCUCACAAACGAUUUUUGA
This is a messenger RNA of Gongylonema pulchrum, 240 nucleotides long. The record is from the annotation of a GenBank genome assembly. NCBI's taxonomy places the organism in Eukaryota, Metazoa, Nematoda, Chromadorea, Rhabditida, Gongylonematidae.